This is a messenger RNA of Necator americanus (New World hookworm), 1311 nucleotides long. RefSeq lists its product as uncharacterized. Gene Ontology annotation, molecular function: monoatomic cation:bicarbonate symporter activity; zinc ion transmembrane transporter activity. The transcript is spliced from 14 exons. Gene Ontology annotation, biological process: intracellular monoatomic cation homeostasis; zinc ion import across plasma membrane. Bases 1 to 1311 code for a protein of 436 amino acids. The record is from RefSeq and is a predicted model, not a curated record. Gene Ontology annotation, cellular component: plasma membrane. NCBI's taxonomy places the organism in Eukaryota, Metazoa, Nematoda, Chromadorea, Rhabditida, Ancylostomatidae.
AUGUACAUAGAUCAAUCUGUUUGGGAUGCGCCAAUCUGUUUGACGUGUUUUGAGGGAUUCGUUGAGUGUAUGGCGACUACAGGAUUUUCAACACCUACUCAGAAAGCGUUGAUCUUUGGCACACUUGCAACAUCAAUAGUAUCCUUAUUAUCACUUUCUGGAGCACUUAUUAUUCCAUUGUUGACUGGUAAAGCUAAACACAGAUGGAUGCAUUUCUUUGUGGCAAUGGCUGUCGCUACGUUGAGUUCCGAUGCUAUUCUGCAUAUUAUACCUGAGGUCGUAGGCGUUCACAAUCAUGAUUUUGCGCAUCAGCACCACCACCACCACGAUCACGAUCAUACUGUGUCUGAGAAUCUAGGAAACACUACUCAGAACCGGAAUAACACUUCUCAUGAGAAUAGCCAUGACCACCACGACCAUCAUGACCAUGACCACGGUGAACGCGAACAUCACAACCAUACCAUACAGAAACGUCACGAUCACGACCACGAACAUCACGAUGAUUCCACGAAUCAGGGAAUUCCGAAAUGGUUGGCGCUGAAUGAAGAAAGAAAGAUACUUCUGCGCCUUUCUGCUAUUCUUAUUUUGAUUUAUGUGUUGUACUUGAUCGAGUUUGUUGCCUACUAUCGGAAAAGAGAAGAGUGCUCACAUCAACAUCCAAUACCAAUACAUCCAAGUGCGGAGAAGAUCACUCAAUGCGCCGGUACUCUAACUAAUCAUGCAUGGGAAGAAGAACCCUCUUCCCAUGCUAUCAGUAGUGAAGCUCUUGUAACCAAUACCCGCUCUUCAGAAUUAGAUACAGACGAUUUAAGCGAUGCCGUAGUGAUUUGGGGUCUAAAGUCUCGAGCCCUCGUUAUCCUUUUCGGUGACGGUGUCCACAAUUUUGUGGAUGGCAUCGCCAUUGGCGCAUCAUUCAUUCAUUCACCACAGUUAGGAAUCGUCACCAGUGUGGCAGUGAUCUGUCAUGAACUGCCACAUGAACUCGGAGAUCUAGCAGUACUUCUGGAUUCCGGCUUAUCCAUGCGGAAAGCGUUGCUACUAAAUCUUCUCUCAGCUUUAACAGCUUUUCUCGGUCUCUACAUCAGUAUUGGCGUAGGUGAAUCAAAAGAAGUUCAAUUGUGGUUACUGGCAAUAACUGCUGGAAUGUUCCUGUAUGUGGCAUGGAUCGAUAUGUUAGCACACCUUAAACACGACGGUGUACAUAAGGAUCAUUGGGCGAUCGCGUGUCUACUACAGUAUUCCGGAUUUAUUGUUGGAUUUACGGCUAUAUUCGCUUUAGGAUGGUUUGAAGAUGAACUUUACUCUACCUGA